CCUAGCCAGAACAGUUUUGGAAGCUGGUACCGAUCGAGGGAUAAACAGGAUCAGUUUGUCUGUGAAAGUUUCUUUGGGCAGGACACAAUUGCAACACACCAAAAUGAUACAACCAGAAGAUAAUUUGCAUAAAGUUUUGAAUCCAAAUCAGCGACAAAUACUCGAAGAUGAACGGCGUAUGAUAAAGAAAAUAAAGUUAUUGAAUGAAGAACAUGGAUCUGCCUCAAAGACUUUUCUCAGGACACAAGAACAUGAAGAAGACCCAGAUCUUCUCGAUUACCAUGACAGCUUCUACAAAACCACCAAGAGUCUGCUUGUGCUCUUUCAGAUCAUGGGCAUAAUGCCCAUCAUGCGAAGUCCUCCGGGAUCCCAGUUACCACGAACUACCUUUAAUUGGGGAUCCAAAGCAUUUAUUUGGGCGUAUUUUAUUUACGGGCUGGAAACCGUUGUCGUUGUAUGGGUUGGACGUGAACGUAUCGCAAGCUUCAUUUCAACAACGGAUAAACGCUUUGACGAGGUGAUCUACAAUGUUAUCUUCAUGAGUAUACUUCUUCCGCAUUUUCUAUUACCAGUUGCCUCCUGGCGAAAUGGAGCUGAAGUGGCCAAGUUCAAAAAUAUGUGGACUCACUAUCAACUUCAAUAUCUUCGUGUGACCGGUACUCCCAUUCUCUUUCCCAGCCUCUAUCCACUCACCUGGGCCUUAUGUUUUGUGUCCUGGGGCCUCAGUGUGGUCGUCAUUCUCGCGCAGUAUUACCUUCAGCCAGAUUUUCAGUUCAGUCACACUUUUGCCUACUACCACAUCAUCGCUAUGCUCAAUGGCUUCUGCAGUUUAUGGUACAUCAACUGCACGGCCUUUGGGAUGGCGAGUCGUGCCUUGGCCAAGCACCUAAUUGAGACAUUGAAGAGCGAAAAGCCUUCUGAGAAGCUCACUGAGUAUAGGCACCUUUGGGUAGAUCUGAGCCAUCAAAUGCAACAACUGGGUCGUGCAUACUCCAAUAUGUACGGUAUCUACUGUCUCGUCAUCUUUUUCACCACAAUUAUCGCAACGUAUGGAGCUCUCAGUGAAAUCUUGGAUCGCGGAGGGACUUUCAAGGAACUAGGGCUUUUUGUGAUUAUGGCUUAUUGCAUGACUCUACUCUUUAUCAUCUGCAAUGAAGCCCACGCAGCUACGAAAAGUGUAGGAUUGGACUUUCAGGAUGUACUGUUCAAUGUGAACUUAACAGCUGUGGAUAACGACACUCAGCGAGAGAUAGAAAUGUUCCUCGUAGCUAUUGCAAAAAAUCCGCCCACGAUGAAUUUGGACGGAUUUGCCAACAUCAAUCGGGAACUCAUUACCUCCAAUAUUUCCUUCAUGGCCACGUAUUUGGUAGUGUUAAUGCAGUUCAAGCUUACGCUCUUACGACAAGCCGCUCGAGCAAAUUUCCUCAAUGCUCUUAAGAAUAAUGGGACAUUGCGAAGGGUGUAAUGUAAAAUGAAUAGCAUUAAAAAAAAUCAUGUUUUAUUAACAUACAACUUUAGAAAACCUUCUUUUUCACUUGCAGGAAUUAAGAAUUAAAAAGUAAAGGAUAUCGAUCAGUAUGUGAAAUUAUCAAUCCUUGAACUAAAUGUAAUUUAUAGAGCUGCAAACAUUACCAUUUCAGGUAUUUAAUUAUUGGUAGUCUCAAGAAGGAGGGAGGUAAUUAUUUAAAAUAAAAAUAAA
Phlebotomus papatasi is the source of this 1699-nucleotide messenger RNA. It is a transcript of the gene Gr21a, whose product is annotated as gustatory and odorant receptor 22. Gene Ontology annotation, cellular component: neuronal cell body; dendrite; axon. The transcript is spliced from 5 exons. Bases 104 to 1465 code for a protein of 453 amino acids. The record is from RefSeq and is a predicted model, not a curated record. Gene Ontology annotation, biological process: sensory perception of taste. Lineage: Eukaryota; Metazoa; Arthropoda; Insecta; Diptera; Psychodidae.